This is a messenger RNA of Aphanomyces astaci, 1377 nucleotides long. RefSeq lists its product as hypothetical. The transcript has 3 exons. The record is from RefSeq and is a predicted model, not a curated record. The coding region runs from base 1 to 1377 and encodes 458 amino acids. Lineage: Eukaryota; Oomycota; Saprolegniomycetes; Saprolegniales; Verrucalvaceae.
AUGAACAAACCCAACCCCAACAUCCUUCGUGGGCGCCAACUGGCCGAGCUCUUCUUCACGCGCAAUGCCCCUGGAAGUACUGACUGGACCUGCCGUUGUGGCGUACGUCGUGCUCAGAAUGGAAGUGGAUACUCGAACCUCGUCUCCCACAUUACUUCGGAGCACCCAGAGUACAACACAUUUGACGCGAUGAACCCUCCUGCUCCGACUGCCCUGUUUGAUAUCAUGGUCCCACGCUUAGUGAGCACCGUGUACGGUUGGUUGCACUGGAUCACAAUGUCCAUGUUGCCCUUCUCGUUCGUUUCAAACACCUUGGCCCGUCGAUACACUAAGCUUGACCCCAUCUCGCGCACUUCGUUUAUGAAGUACAUGCACGCUCUCUGCGCUCACGUAGAGCGCACGAUCGCCAGUCAACUCCCCGACCAGUUUGCUAUUGUCCAUGACGGGUGGUCCCACGGGUCAACGCACUACCUUGCCAUUUUUGCAACAUUUCCAUCGAGCGAUCCGAUUGGCUACACGCGGACGUUACUGGCAUUUGCACCAAUCAACGACGAGGAGUCGUUAAGUGCGGAUGCCCACUACGAAUUUACGGUAUUUGUCCUGGAAUUGUAUGGCAAGACGUGGGACAAUGUUAUCGCACUUAUCGGGGACAAUUGUUCUACAAAUGGGGCGUUUGCUCGUCGGGCUGGGGUGCCGUUGAUUGGAUAUGCCAGCCACCGCUUUAACCUGUUCAUGUCGGACGUGCUGGCAGACCACGCCGAUGUUAUCGACAAUGUCAAUCACUUGAUGACGAAUCUACGGUUCACGCUCCCGGCGGCCCGCCUCCACUGUCUAACUCCCUUGGUGGCCAAGACGAACAACACUACUCGUUUGGAGUUCGACGUCACCGCAUUACUCACAAAGCUUGAAGACCUCAACGCGAUUACAUUGGCGCUGCAAUCCGAAGAUUGCUCCUUCCUCGACGCUCGACAAAUCUUCGAUACCGUAAUCGAAGAUUAUCCGGAUGCCGCCGCACGAUUGGGCCGAAGCGCGGCCAUUGUGAAGAAUCCAGCGUUUGAAGACGGCGUUGUCAAGGUUCUGCUGGAAAGCGAAGCGUUGAAGCUGAAGCCAUCAAGGCGUUACGGGAUUCUCAAGCAAGCCAAGGCAGCGAAGAAGAAGAAGAAGGUCAUGAGAGCCCUAAGCGUUUACAAGGAUUGCCGCUUCAUGCACCCCACAUCCAACAUGAGCGAGCGCUUUUUCUCGGCUACGAAGUUGGCGGUUGAAGAUCGCCGCUGCAGUAUAACACCGAAGAACUUUGAAGAACAAAUGUUCUUGCGCGCGAACAUCCAUUUUUGGACCACCGAAGACGUUCAAGCGAUGAUGCGCACCUUGGAGUAA